UCGCUAUUCGAAUCCUGUGCCGUGAAUGCCUCGUCCAUUCAUCCAUUCAUGGAUGACAUACUUUUCUCCCCACGCUUAAUAAACCAGAUACCUCGUUUGUGUUUCAUUGUUGAGUUUUUGAAUAAAUACUGUCUUCUGACAAACAAUUAAGGAACCAUCUCAACAUCCUAUAUAUUUUGUUGUCACUAAAUUAUACCGGAGAGGAGCGACAAAAUUCAAACAAAGCGAAAGCAUGGCAUUUAUUUCCAUUUCGGAUCUGUGGAACGAAUGGAACAUUCGCGGCUUCGUCAUAUUGAGUCUCUUACUUCAAGUCUUUCUUAUUCUAUUUGCACCUCUUCGAAAAAAAAUAGUCAACGACCGCAUGGUUUUCCUCUUGUGGUUGGCCUAUUUGAUGGCUGACUGGGUAGCUACAUUUGCUAUCGGGCUCAUCUCUCACAACCAAGCCAAUUCAUCCACUUGUGGAACUGAAGUAAAUGGAGCAAUUCAAGCAUUUUGGACCUCAUUUCUCUUGUUACAUCUUGGCGGUCAGGACACCAUCACUGCCUUCUCUCUAGAGGACAGUUCGCUUUGGCAACGGCACUUGCUCAGUCUUAUCUUCCAAGUUAGUGCCGCCAUCUAUGUCUUCGUGCAAAUAUUUUUCAAUGACAAGUGGUUGGUGAUCCCAACGAUGCUAGUGUUUCUUGUCGGGGUCAUAAAAAAUGUUGAGAGGACACUAGCACUUUAUCUCUCGAGUUUCCCAAGGCUUAGGGAAUCAAUGGGUGCAUAUCUUUCUGAUGUGAAACUUUCUGAUGCGAAAAAAACGUUGUUGCAUGGAGAAUUCCAUGUUCCAGGGGAUGGAUAUGAUGAUGAAAAAGAAGCAAAGCUUGUUGAAAGCAUUGUGGUAAAGCAUGCUUACCAAUUCUUUCAAAUCAUGAAGGUCUUCCUCGCAGAUCUCAUGUUCACAUCGGAACAACGCGAUGCAAGCCUAGAAUAUUUCCAUAAAGUUUCUCCGCUAGAUGCGUUGAGGGUGAUAUCAGUCGAACUCCAGUUCAUGUAUGAGGUGCUCCACACAAAAGUGUUGGCAAUACGUUCCAAAUGGAGCUACAUUUUCCGCUUCGUAGCCUUAAAUGUCCUUGCAGUGGCUUUCAUCCUGUUCAAUCGCUUGAAUAAGCAUCGGCUCCCCGAACUCGAUAUAAACAUUACUUAUUCCCUUCUUUUCGGAGGGAUUGCUCUUGAUGUGAUAGCUCUUUUCAUGCUUGUUUUCUCCAAUUGGACUAUUGCCGAAAUCAAGCUCCUCAACACUUCUUCAUCUAAACUAGUUUCAUUUCUCCACAAGUUGGUAUCUGCCACUGAUUAUAUGAGGAAGGCCCGAUUCGCUACAUGUGAAGUAGAGCCUAAUGCCAACGAUACUUACGAGUUCUUAGAUACACCAUUAAUGUUUCGGAGGUGGUCAGAAUCCAUCUCUGCUCGUAACCUUUUCUCCGAGUUACGGGAGGAGAGUCCAAGAAAGAUGUAUAAGUGCGAUCGGGGCUUGGGCAUCAUUGCUUUUUCUAAUAUUUGCAGCUUUCCAUUCCGUAUGGCUGGAAAGAUCGUCUCUUCUUUCUAUCAAGCUUGUGAGACAAUUGUUGGAGGCCGUUGUCCGAGGAACACAUCAUUGAUUGCGCAUACAAAGCACGUGUCCAAGAAUCCCUUUAUUAAGGAGCUAUGGAUCUUUAUCUUUAAAGAGGUGAAACGUAAAUCCGAGAAAUAUGGUGCUACAAACGUGAGAAAGAUAUAUGAGGCUAGAGGUGAUAUGUUUCUCGAGUGUGGACCAGGGGAGACCGAUUGCAGCAAUCUUUUAAAGUAUGUCACUGGAGCUAAUUACGACUCGGGUAUUAUAUGUUGGCAUAUUGCCACUGAAUUGUGGUACAACAAAGAGGAACCCACAGAAAAAAACGAGGAAAGGGAAUUCAGCAAGAUCCUCUCCGACUACAUGUUGUAUCUUUUACUUAACAAGCCUAAUGUGAUGUCCGGUGUGGCGGGCAAUGCUCAAUUCACAUCGAGCAAGACAUUGGAGAUACUGCGUGACCAAAUCGGAGAAACCAAGGAUGUGAAGGGGCAAUGCAUCGACUUGUUCAAGGAUCCUUCGGAAUUAGAGCUUGAUGAGCGAAGCUCGCGAUCUCCGCUCGCCGAGGGGUUCAAAUUGGCCCACGAGAUGGAAAGGCUUGGGGAAAUGAAGUGGAAGGUGAUGAGUGGAGUGUGGGUUGAGAUGCUGACAUAUGCAGCAGGUCAAAUUAGGGGAGAGGCGCAUGCGCGGGUGCUGAGCAAAGGUGGAGAGCUUCUUGCUUUCGUUUGGCUGUUGUUGGCUCAUUUCGGUUGCUUCUUCAAGCCUCCAUGGGGCAUGUACUAUUAACGCCACGGGCACCUCUAGCUCGGUAUAGAUCCUUAAUCUUCUAAAUUCCAAGCCUUCGUUAGCGAAUUCGGGAUUGAUUCAAUCGAUUCCUAUUUCUUGUGUGUCUAUACUUAAAAUGGUGUGCAUUUCCGUUGUAUUC
Molecule: messenger RNA, 2510 nt
Organism: Syzygium oleosum
Lineage: Eukaryota; Viridiplantae; Streptophyta; Magnoliopsida; Myrtales; Myrtaceae
Exons: 1
Coding region: 233-2371 (712 amino acids)
Source: RefSeq, a predicted model, not a curated record